GUUCGCUGCCACAUCUCGCCACGACCUUGUUCUGUACCGCAGUACGACUUUCACGAUAAACCAAAUCACCUCUACUUCAGAACGCAUAUCGAGGUCUCCCAAUGGCAACCAUCGAAGCCCAGGACCUCAGAGAAAGAAUCGGGCGCUUUCGAGUUCUGAUCAUGGGGAGAGCGAACGCAGGCAAAACGACCAUCCUCCAGAAGGUCUGCAACACCACAGAUCAACCAGAAAUUUACGAUACCCAAGGAAACAAGGUGCGGAUCGAUACUGCCAUGAUAGAAUCGUCGAUUAAGCGUGGAAAUCACAACAUCACGAACGAAAUGGUGUUCAAAAGCGAUCCCACUUUCACCAACAACACCGUGAAAUGAAGGAGAAGUCGCCAUAGUGGUGAGCAAGGAAGACAGAAACACAACGAUACAGCAUGACGCGAUGGACAACGAGUUCACUGGGGCAUGUGCAUGAAUAUUUGAACAUCAAACCGCAAUAUUCGGCAGAAUGCAAC
This is a messenger RNA of Suillus fuscotomentosus, 502 nucleotides long. RefSeq lists its product as uncharacterized. The coding region runs from base 102 to 368 and encodes 88 amino acids. Lineage: Eukaryota; Fungi; Basidiomycota; Agaricomycetes; Boletales; Suillaceae. The transcript has 4 exons. The record is from RefSeq and is a predicted model, not a curated record.